Colias croceus (clouded yellow) is the source of this 4329-nucleotide messenger RNA. RefSeq names its product protein rogdi (gene rogdi). The transcript is spliced from 7 exons. Lineage: Eukaryota; Metazoa; Arthropoda; Insecta; Lepidoptera; Pieridae. The coding region runs from base 203 to 1000 and encodes 265 amino acids. Gene Ontology annotation, cellular component: RAVE complex. The record is from RefSeq and is a predicted model, not a curated record.
UUGCCACCUACUUUCGUACCUAAAUUGUUCUGAAUGAUCAAUUAAUCAUAUUUUCUGUUAGGUAUUCACUUUAUUUUGUCACUGUAAUGAUCGAUCUUUAGUCGUUGCUGUGAUCGUUGCUUGAAUAAUAAACUCAGCGGGACUUUGUAGGUUUAUUUCCUGUAUUGCUAAAAUUGUAACUUCUUUGUUUACUAUAUUAGAAAUGAACGACAACGAAAAAGAUGAAGCAGCGAAUUUGAAAGAGGAGUUUGAAUGGGUUCUUCGUGAAGAAGUCCAUGCUAUAUUACAUCAGCUUCACAGCGUAUUAGUGGAAUGUGCCCAUAGAUUCCCAGUUCCACUAUAUGGAAACGAGGGUCAGAAACAGGACAAGUUUAUCCUGACAUCACAACCAGAGCAACUGAAAUGUAUUGUUACACUUACAGGAGACAGUAUUACACAUGCAGACAUAAGCUUCAAGGUGUUAAGGCAGAUGCACACAAUAUGCCGGACGUCAAUAAACCAGGAUGGACCGUGGAAGUUGCAGCAAAUACAAGAUGCAGCAAAUCAUUUGCAGCAGGCCAUUGGUUAUAUUGACAAUGUAGACAAGCAUUAUGUGUUCAGAUCUUCUGAAGAGGUGCUGCAUAUUAUACAAUGCCUUAUUGGUUCUUUGCAAAGGGCUCGCACAGCUCUAGUGUUACCUAAAAAGAAAGCAAUUGAUGAACUUAUGAAGAGUAGAAAUAUGAAAGCGCUAUCCCCAAACCUUCCCGAGGACCUCGCAAUAUCCUUCUACAUACAAGCACACAAGCUCAUAUUCGUAGCGUACCAGCUGAGUUCGGUCCACGGUACGAUGAGAAUCGACUCCUGUCAAGCGGAUUGCGCAGUGCCUUGGUUGAGCGAUGUGCUCUUCAUGUUGACAGCCGCUCUACACAUGUGUCAACAGCUUAAAGAUAAGCUAUGUGUCUUCUCUCAGUACAAAGAUUUCACAGUCGGUUCAAGAUCUGCUUCUAUGAUAUUAAAUUAACGUAUCUCUUCUUCAACUAGUUUAGAAAGUUUACGUGACGUCAAUAAAGCACCCAAGACAUGACACGCAUUUAUUUUCCCAAAAAAUAUUUAAUAAUAUCUUAGUAAACCUAUUGCGAAGAGUGUGAUUCAUAUAAGUUUUAUAGAUAAAGCAAGAGAGGUAGGAAAAAAUGUCUUUCAAGAGAAGUAAGAAAGGGAGAAAAGUUCGCGAUUAUUACUUUAUACUUACAAAUGCCGAUGUCCUGCUUACGGAUGGUCCUACUCCAUCUAUGGUAGGUUUGGGUAUAAAAUUAAUUAACUUCCAGUUCACAAUUAAGUGGGUGUCGAUAUUGACGUCUAUGUAUUCGUAUAGAUAAUAUUUGGGUUAAUGCUCAAUAAGUCUUGAUAGAAUUGAAACUUCUAGAAUUUUUUAUCUGUUGAACAUAAAAAAGGGGAUUCCAAGUUCCAAUAUUUCGAUGAGAUCUGUGUGUAUGGCAUUGUGAUAUUGAGCUUAAAACUGAAUAACUCAGUGUGUGAAAAUAUGUAUGUCAAUUCUUUGCUAUUUUGGAAAUCUUUCUAACUAAGAAAUAACUUAGUUCCUGUGACCUAUUAGUACUGUCCCUCCAACUCGUUCUUCUUCCAUUCUGGCCAUUUAUUAUGGUGACUAUUAUUCUCAACUAGAUAACUAAUCUUUUGAAUACUAUCACCAUAUUAAAUUGACACUUAGAUGUGCCACAUAAUAGAUGUAGUAAAUAUACUUAUUCUAUCAAUUCUUAAUUUGAGCAAACCCAACCAUCGUGUUUGUCGCGUAUUUAUUCAAUAAUUGAUAGUUAUCGAGUCCAUUGUUGAUAUUCUUGUUGACUAUGUUGUAAUGUUUGUAAUAUAAUGUACAUUUAAAAUUAUAGUUGUCCACAGGCCAUGUAUUGAACUAGAUAGUGGCAAUGCGACCGUGUCACAGAUUAGGAGCACUUAAUUAUUUCAAAAUUCCGUUCGUCUCACAGUUGCUGGCAGUCUAUUAUUAGCCUGCUUCGUACUGCAAUAUUGAAUUGAUAAAGUCUGAAAACGAGAGUUUAUAUCCUAAAAUGAAAAUAUUACUUUUAACUUUUUAAUUAGUCUAUGUCUUUGUUUUAUAAAAAGUGUCGCUUUUGCUCCCUCUAGUUUUAUAUGUGGUCUGUUUAUUAGGCACACUAAGGCCACGGGCGUAUUACAGUUGUAUUUAAUGAUUAAUAUUAUUGGUUGCUAGCAGCACUGAUAUCUGGAAAGUCCAAAUAAAAUAUAGUCAUAGAUAAAAAUAUAUAUACAGAUAAAUUAUUAUGUCGUCAUUGAUUAUGUUUUGGAAAAUUUCCAAGUGUAUUUGUAAAUUUAAGUUGGAAAAGUGUAUUCAUUUGAUGAAUGUGUUGAUGUAUUAGCAAAAGUAAUAUUAAUAUUUAUAAAAAAAAUAACAUAUAUUAUUAUAUUUUCGCAUCUCCUAAAUUUAUUUUGUUUGUACCAGUAUUUAAUUUGAUUUUUCGCAUAAUGCGCCUAAAAUGCAACUGGUUCCUAAAUAGGUAUUAUUGGUACAUUGUUUAUUGAAUCAAAUGUAUACUGAACAUCACUACCAGCUAGUUUACUUCAAUUUGUAAUAUGUGACCAAAUACAGAUGGAAUUGGCAAACAAUGUCAAGUAAUUUGUUUUACAUGAAGGUCUUGUAAUUAUGCUGUAUGGAAUUUGGUUGUAUGUACUGUGUAAUAAUUUGAUUCAAUGAACAAAUUUUCAUAAGUCGUAAAGAAACAUUUCCUACGCGUGCGUAUAUAAACAGCUGUUACAUUAUUUGCCCACAUGAUGCUUUAUAUAUAAUAUUAUAUUAUAAUACGAAGUUUUCGUACAAAAUGUAUAGUCAUAGGUAUCACAAAUUAUUGUAUUCUAGGCAUUACUUUUAGUAUUAUAGUAAUUUCUCUUAUAGAUCUUAACUUUGGUUCAGAUGGUUAAAUAUGUUUGCAGUGGAAGCGAACAAAAUAAAUAUAAGUGCGAAGAUAGCUAGGCUUUGUUGUGAAAACUUGAAGAAAAAUAAUCAGUAAUUAUUUCAAUGUUAUCAGUAUGAGUGCCUCUUCUAAUCAAACAUAUGAUUUUUAUCAUUGUUUAUUCUGUUUAUGAUUUUAUUUGAAUCGAAAUAAUAAAUUGUAAAAUUAUAUAAUAGUUAAGUAUAAAAUGCUUACAAUAUAUUAAUGGAAGCAAAUAUAUUACAAGAUCUUGCGACUCCUAUAUGCAAUAAUUAAAAUAAUAUAAGUAAUUACCGGUUGUAUGAGGUAACAAUAUUUAUUAUUACCGGGUGUAUGAGGUAACAAUAUUUAUUAUUACCGGGUGUAUGAGGUAACAAUAUUUGUGAGGACUUUGUGCACAAAUAAAUGGUUGUCACUUCUUUUCAAUAAUUUAUGCGAUCGAUUGAUUCAGUGGCAUUUCAUAAAUAUUGCUUGUUUGCUUUAUAAGAAAUUCUUUAAGGAUGUAAUUUUGGAAUUGAAAUUUGUAUAUCAGAACAUGAUGGAACACUAUGAUUGCUUAACGAUUAUUUAUUAAAUUAAAAUGUAUGUUAAAACAAUCUGUAAUUUAGAUUUUUCUUGGAAUUACCUAAUAAUUAUAUAAACUGACAUAGCAGCGGUCUACGCGAACAAACUAGCAGUUAAAGCCGUUCCGCGUGAGACAAAGAUAGAAUUUACAUUUAAGCCAAAAAGAGCGUAACUGAGUAAAUGCAACCCGGCUAAUUAGCUGACUUCAGACGGAACGUCUUUGUACGCGUACGCCGCUUCUACCCCAGAUUAUAUAUGUAGGUAUUCUAAGUUUUUUGUGAGAAUAAGAAAGAUAACAUAGUGCUAUUUGGGCAGCUUGUUCGAAUUGCCCUUCAGAAUUAUUUCAGAUUAUAACAAGAAAACUUGCAAUAAUCCAUACUAAUAUUAUAAAUGCGAAAGUAACUCUGUCUGUCUGUCUGUUACUCAAUCACGCCUAAACUACUGAACCAAUUUGCAUGAAGUUUGGUAUGGAGAUAUUUUGAUACCUGAGAAAGGACAAAGGCUACCUUUUAUAAUUUAUUGCGAAAUGUGUACCACGGGCGAAGCAAUAACAACGGGUAAACAAUAAACUUGGUUUGAGUGUUCAAAAUAUAAUUAAACAUAGUCUAGUGUUGUAACAUAACCGGUAAUGUUAAUGCGGGCCAUUUGUUUUAGAUAUGUUUCCGAGAGUGAAAUUUAUUGUUUCCAUGUUUUGACAAUAAAAUAAUUAUCUAGUAUUAUUAUACUAAGUAGCCUGAAGACUUUGUAACUUAUUCAUAAACAGUUCUUGUGAUCGUGUUGUAUGAAAAUAAAGAGAAAUUCUGUUAUA